UCGCUUGCUGUUACCAUAAAGGGAAACGCAGUACCCUGGCUAAACAUAGAUGAAAUUAAUCUAGGCAUCCCGGGCUCUAAUUGAAAGAAGCAAAAGCGAAAGUCGAGAAAAUUUCAUCUUUAUUUUGUUGUGUGAGUUAUGUUAUUUUUCACCUUGCCGGAUCUGUGCUUUGUGCGCAAUCAAAAGAGAUAAGCACUGUUUUGCUUCCGUGUGCAUCACCUUUUAGGUAGGCAAGAAGCGGCAACGGGCAGGGAAGUUGCAGCCAGCCGCGCUAACAGUCCGCCGCUGCCACCGCCAGCCUUCCGGGAUGCAGUCCGUACACAUCCAGGGCGUCCGGAUGGCUGAGGUCCUUCAGAAGACGCUGGCCGACUACGAAGACGUGUGGCUGUUUGUCACACACAUGGGUGACCCGAAAGCUGCCUUCCUCCUCUGCUUCCCCGUGACCUACUACCUCAGCCGGCGGACUGGUGUGGCCGUCCUCUGGGUAGCAGCCAUCUCGGAAUGGCUGAACCUCAUGUUUAAAUGGGUGCUGUUUGGAGAGAGGCCAUUUUGGUGGAUAGGGGAAUCCCGUCUGUUUGGGAAGAACCCUCCCCUGGUGCGGCAGUUCUCUACCACCUGUGAAACGGGGCCAGGUAGCCCGUCUGGCCACGCCAUGGUGACGUCCGCCGUGUGCUGGGUCAUGGCCUCCAGCCUUGCCUCCUUCCUGUACCUGCACACACGUAGUGUCCUGCUGAGGGCUGUCCCCUACCUGCUGUACGUGGUGGUGCUGCUGGCCGUCGGCAUCUCCAGGGUCUUCACCCUGGCUCAUUUCCCUCAUCAGGUCAUCGCUGGGAGCCUGACAGGCAUCAUGAUAGGAGUGUUCCUGAACCGCGCGGUCCCAGAAGAGCGCCCCCUACGCUUCUUCUUUCAUGUCAGCAUGGGUCUGCUGCUAGCUGCCCUGCUUCUGCACGCAGGGCUGGAGUACUUUGGCAUCAACCUGUCCUGGUCCAUUGCACUAGCUAUGAAAUGGUGCUCGCACCUUGCUUGGAUCCGCUUGGACACGGCCCCCUUCUCGUCCCUGACCCGGGACUGUGGUAGCAUGCUGGGCCUUGGACUGGCUCAGUACUGGAAGCCUGGUGGGUGGAAGCUCCCCUGGGCACCGCGAGCGCUCUGCAUCGCCCUCUCCUCCAUGACCCUCUACCACAUCAACAGAGUAGCCCUGCCUACGUCACCUCCCCUGCUCUUCUACGGCCUCAUCUUCAUCAGAUUCACCCUGGUGCCCCAGGUAGUCAUGAUCUUCGUGCCUGGCCUGGUCCACCAUCUGACUGCUAAGAAGAAGAAGGACUAACUGUGUUGAGGCAGAACGAGAUCGACAUUAUUGAGAAGAUGUGCUACAAAGCAUGGGACAGGCCCGGUGCCUGAGCAGGAAGCCGUCCAGAGUUGGACUCGGGGUUUGUCGGGAAUCGUGCAUAGGGCAUUGCGAACAAUCGCUGAUAUCUCCUUGGCCAUUUUGUUUACCUGCCACUACUUAGGGCAUCGUCAGACAUUUCUCUCCAUCGGUUAGCCAUUCAAUACUCCUGUCUUGUCAUCCAUCUGGCAACAGCCAGAAACCUGAGCAAUAAAACGCCCAGCUUCAUCGAGAUGUAAAACCAAACAGGCCAUCCUUGGGUGGGAAAAGCUGUUCCGUAUGAAAUUCUUUUGUCUUCAGGCGCCAUUCAAUGGCUGUUGUUGUUGUCAGUAGUACUGGCUUUACUUCCCCACUGCUUUGACGCUCAAUAUUAAAGCUGGACGUCGUGUCUUUUA
Messenger RNA from Brienomyrus brachyistius, 1782 nucleotides. RefSeq names its product glucose-6-phosphatase catalytic subunit 3 (gene g6pc3). Bases 308 to 1327 code for a protein of 339 amino acids. The transcript has 7 exons. Gene Ontology annotation, biological process: glucose 6-phosphate metabolic process; gluconeogenesis. Lineage: Eukaryota; Metazoa; Chordata; Actinopteri; Osteoglossiformes; Mormyridae. Gene Ontology annotation, molecular function: glucose-6-phosphatase activity. The record is from RefSeq and is a predicted model, not a curated record. Gene Ontology annotation, cellular component: membrane.